AUGAGCGGUACGCUGGAAGGGCCUCAGCAUCGACAACUGUGGGAGCAGGCCGCGCAGCCGCAACAAGGGCGUGCGCAACUACAGACACGGCCGCCAGCGACUGCAUAUCGCGAAGUCACGCCAUUUCCGCAACAGCCAACGAACCGCGUCCCUAACAGACCACCCGAACUACCAUACGACCCGUACAAGACGCUACCGCCGCGAUGGUCCCGCAACGAUCGACUCGACGCUAAUACGAUCACGCAGUUCUCUAAGCUAUGGGACAAUAGCAACAAGUAUACAGGGAAUGCGUACGAUCUACUAGACGAUAAGAUCAAGAUCUUCUUCAGCAUCUGCUGGCAGGUAGAUAUCCAAGAAGAGCAGUUUCACGCAGUGUUUCCCCGUAUCCUUACCGGACGUGCAGAGACAUUCUACAUACAGGUUGUAGAGAGAGAUGACAGCUUUGCUGAUGCGUACAUGGCAAUCAAAAACCACUUCGACCAUGACGUCCAUCACCAGCACUACUACACAGACUGGACGACUACAACCUUCGCUCGCACCCGCACAGAGAACCCCGACAAGGGACUACACGAGGUUCUGCAGAUCCUGCUUGACAAGCUGCAGCUAUGCCAGCGUGCCCUUGGCAAGAACUUUGAGGGCGAGGAUGCCCUACGUACCACUGUCAUCAAUGCCUGCCGAGGAGUACCAGAGCUUGAGAUGGCACUGUUCAAACCAGCCACAAUCUGUGAAGGACUCUUCUCAGACCUACGUUCUGCAGUUGAGACACACCUUGCACGGCAACACACUGCCCAGAUGGUCACAGAGGACCAAUAUUACUUAGAUCGCCGAUACAACGGCAAUAGAAGAAUCCGAGGUGGAUCUCGAGGUGGAGGAGGAUUCAGAGGCGGAUCCAGAGGAGCAUAUCGAGGAGGCGAGCAGCGCGACGACAACGGACGAGGAUUCAAGCCACGCUGGAGGAAGAAAUGCUUUGUUUGCCAGAAGGAAGGAUGCUGGUCUACCAACCACACAGACGAAGAGCGCAAGGCUGCCCGUACACAGUUCUUCUCUACGCUAUACUGUACAGGUACACAGCCCCCCAAGGACUUCUCCGUACAUCUUGCAGAAUACGAAGGGAUCGAGCACACUAGCCAGUACAAUCAGAGAGGCUGGAGAGAGGAGGAAGACUGCGAGGAUGACGACGAUGACGACGUCGCGGAAGCAUACCUUGAACAGCAGUUUUUCACGGAGCAAUGCCUUGCAGAUCAGGCGUUCUUGCACCACAUCUCUGGCGACGACGUAUACCGCCAAGACGCGCCAUCAGCGCCAGCGUCACAGUUCCUGCUUGAAGACCGCUACACAAGAUCUGUGUACCAAGGGAUCCUACCGGAUACAGGCGCUGCCAACGUAUCCACAGUUGGCAAGGAGCAGUACCUUGCACUCACAAGGGAAGAUCCUACAGUUAGGAUGGAUACGUCUACAGCAGGAAAGGCAUCUAUCAAAUUCGGCAAGGGCGAGGCUACAUCAUCUAUUGGCACUGCACAGGUCUCUACAGACAUUGGGACGAUCAACUUUGAGGUGCUUGACGCACCUACACCAUUCUUAUUGUGCCUUGCAGACAUGGACAGGUUAAAGGUCUACUUUAACAACACCACAGAUGAGCUAGUCCAGGGUGACGUACACAUCCCUGUAAUUCGCAAAUGGGGACAUCCUUGGUUCCAUCUGAACAAAAGAGAGAGAGCAACUGUGUUCCUGACAGAGACAGAGUUGCGACGGCUCCAUCGACGAUUUGGACACCCAGCUGUCACGCGACUUGUUAAGCUCUUAAAGGAUGCUGGCCAUAACGACUUCGAAGAAAGAACCCUAGAAGAAGUCACUAAGUUCUGCCACCACUGCCAGCUCCACAGCUCCGCACCGCGCCGAUUCAAAUUCACUCUCAAGGAUGAUCACCACUUCAACUAUGAGAUCCUGGUGGAUGUGAUGUACCUGAGCAACAAACCUGUACUGCAUGUGGUCGAUUCCUCAACAGCGUUUCAAGGCGCGAGGUUCCUUAGCGCUAUCUCAGCUAAAGAAACAUGGCAAGCACUGCGGAUACUAUGGAUCGACACGUAUCAAGGACCACCAGACAUUAUCACGCAUGACGCAGGCACUAACUUUGCAAGCACAGAGUUCCGCGCAGAAGCAAAGAUCAUGGGAGUCACAUGCAAGCAAGUACCUACGGAGGCGCACUGGUCUAUCGGCAAAACUGAGAGGUACCAUGCACCUCUACGCCGCGCAUGGGACAUACUCUAUGCAGAACUCACUGACACUAUGUCCGACGACGCGAUUCUCCAGAUGGCUGUGAAGGCUGUCAACGAUACUGCUGGCCCCGAUGGACUAGUCCCGACGCUACUGGUCUUUGGAGCGUACCCACGAAUGACUGCAGAGUCACCGCCAUCCCCGUCAAUGGUCAAGCGCAGCGAGGCUAUUCAAAAGGCGACGAAAGCCCUACGCAAGAUCACGGCAGAGCACCAAGUUGCAGACGCCUUGAACACCCGCAAUGGACCAGCCACUGCAGACAUGCUCGCGCUCCCACUCCAGAGCGAAGUCUUAGUAUGGAGAGAGAGUGAUGGCUGGAAUGGCCCGUACAAGAUCGCCAGUACAGAUGGCCACAACGUCACUGUUGACAUGGUCAAUGGUCCAACGACAUUCAGAUCCACUGUCGUCAAGCCAUACUACAGACCGGACCACCUUUGGAGCGACCCCGAUGCGCCACACGCGCCGAAUGAGCCGCAUGAGCCGGUAGCAGUACCACCGGCAGUGCAACCACGCAGGAGAGGCCGCCCUCCAGGGUCAAAGAACAAGCGGAAGGCGCACGCGUACAUCACCAAGAAGGAGCAGGACGAUCUUGAGCUAGCUAUCAAGCUACGAAACGAUGGAGUGAUCACAACCUCAGGCGCCCCCUUUGAAGCGUCUGAUGACCAAGAGAUCAGCGACCUCCGAUGUAGCCAGCGCCUGAUUAUGUCGCUGGCGCCCGAGAUGGUACAACGCGGAAUGAACAUCGAGCUCCGUGACAUUACGCAGGCGUAUCCCCAGGCGCAGACAACCCUGAAGAGGACGAUACUCGCACAUCUUCCUACUGAGCUAGUCCAUCGAUAUCCAGAAGGCACGCUACUCCAUGUGAUCAAGCCGCUGUAUGGAAUCGCUGAGGCAGGAGUCCACUGGUGGACAACGUAUCACGGACACCAUUGCAAGGAACUGGACAUGGCAACAUCGACGUACGACCCAUGCCUAUUGAUCACGAACAGAGACGACGCAGGCAUCUUCGGCAUCGUUGGCAUGCAGACAGACGACACUCUCAUGCUCGGGACACCAGCGUUCUCGUCACGUGAAGAGAAGAAGAUCCAGAAGGCAGAGUUCAGGUCAAAGCCAAAAGCAAGACUGACACCAGAAGUGCAGUUAGACUUCAAUGGAUGUACACUCACGAUGGACGCCAGCAGAGUCUUGACCCUUAGGCAGAAAGGACAAGGAGGAAGGAUCAGGCUUGUGGAUAUCAGGGCACCCGACCGCGCGCAACAGUACACCGAGCAGCGCGCCCGCGGAGCGUACAUCGCAUCAACAUGCCAACCAGAGGCGUCAUUUGACCUGUCCGUCGCUGCUCAAGCUCAGCAACCAUCAGACGAGGACAUCAAGGCACUCAACAAACGCCUGAAAUGGCAGAUGGAGAAUCUCGAUCGUGGCCUGCGCUACGUCACUGUCAAUCUUAUGGAGGCCAAGUUGAUGGUCUUUGUGGAUGGCUCCUUUGCCAACAACAAGGACCUCAGCUCACAGCUAGGCUUUGUCCUUAUGCUCGUCAACGAGUCUAUUGACGUCAACACCUUCACAAUACAGGGCAACGUGAUCCACUACAGCUCUACAAAAUUCAAGCGCAUCACACGGAGCGUACUGGCCUCAGAGAUCUACGGCAUGGUCAACGGCUUUGACAUAGGCAUUGCAGUUGCAACCACGCUGAGGAUAGUUACAGAACGACUUAGACUACCUGCAAUUCCCUUGGUUAUCUGUACAGACUCGUACUCCUUGUACGAGUGCCUAGUAAAGCUUGGGACGACGAAGGAAAAGCGUCUCAUGAUCGACAUCAUGGCGCUGCGCCAAUCAUAUGAGCGUCGCGAGAUCACGGAGAUCCGCUGGAUCAAUGGUGAAGACAAUCCUGCAGACGCCUUCACCAAGGCAUCGCCAAACCGCGCUCUUGAACGCUUUAUUGACGGCAAUAAGCUGACAGUCCGAGUAGAGGGAUGGGUGCAGAGGCCGACAAGCUUUGAUGGUUGAUGCUACACACAGUUACCAUCAACACAUACUGUCACUACCGAUACAAGCAGAGUUACUAGCUACCCAGAAAGAAAAGACUUCCAGUGUCGGAUCGUGAGUAUCGGUAGAGACGUCGGCUGCUGGACACUUCGGCCCGACUUCGGCCCACCUUGCGCAGAGCUUAGGUAUACCUUCGUAGCAGCUGUGUUCGUAAUAAAAUCAAUCACCAUCACCGAACAGAAUGCAUUC
Messenger RNA from Pyrenophora tritici-repentis Pt-1C-BFP, 4509 nucleotides. NCBI's taxonomy places the organism in Eukaryota, Fungi, Ascomycota, Dothideomycetes, Pleosporales, Pleosporaceae. The record is from RefSeq and is a predicted model, not a curated record.